GUCUUGGGGGAGGAGCGUUCAGUGGGGUGGAUCAACGAGGAGCGCCAGGCAUGGGUCAGUCCGACUGUGUGGCACAAGGAGAAGGGCUACGGCGAGGGAAGAUUCGAGUUUCAGUGCGGCGCAGAACGACGCUGUUGGCGCUACUUGGACUAUAAGGACAGGUCACAUCAGAUUGUUGUGCCCAACGAGAAGGAGGAGCCGGUGAAGGUGGCGGUGGCGGCACAGUUGACACUGAACGGGCAAUCAGAUCGCGAAUGGCCAUGUGAGGGUUGGCGUGAAUUCCUCGCCAACGAAGACCCAGCUGCACUCGUACCAGGGAAGAGACCCAGAUGCCCACGCUGUCAGGACAACCAUCCAAAGCAAGGGAAGGCACCAUUUCAGGUGCCCUGGAGCUUCAAUGAGCAUCCGGUUGACACACAGGAGCUGAUCUUGAUGGGGACCCAUUCACCAUUGAAACACAGGCCGGCUUUCGCUUAUGGCAUCAGAGCGCAGGAGGUUUUCGUAGGUUCGGGGUCAUGGACCAAGGCAAUGGAGGAAGCAGGCUUGGCCUCUAACGAGCCCAUCGAGCUGUUCAGUGACCCGUUGCAAAAACGGGGCCGACGUGACCACUUCGACCUGAAGGAUGAGAAGGGGGCAAGCUUCUACUUGCAGGAUCUUGCAGGCAACAAUGGAGCUUCCAGGUCCAUGCGCCGCGAAUGUCUGGGAAUUCGGCGCGCCGUGCACCAGCUAUUGCGACUUCAACAUCCUCACCGGCGGGACUCGCAGCUUCAGCUCGCCAGCGAGUGA
Molecule: messenger RNA, 786 nt
Organism: Durusdinium trenchii
Lineage: Eukaryota; Dinophyceae; Suessiales; Symbiodiniaceae
Source: the annotation of a GenBank genome assembly